AUGCUGGACUGGAUAAGUGGACAGAGCAACCCCGUCGCGCAUUCCGCAGACAACUCAAAGGUUAUGGAUCCUCCCGAGACACCAGCUCCUGUGUUUGCUAUUCGCGCCUUUAAAAGUGCCCUGUUUGGCACCCCGGGAGCGGAAGACGAGGAGGUUAGCGACCAGAAGUCGAAGUCAGAUGAAAAACCAGCGAGUCGCCAGCCGAGCAAAAGUGAUCUAUUGAAGCCCCCAGUUGCUUAUCACGCGACAGAUGUCACCAAGAUUGACAAGACGGACCUCGAUAUGGCAGUAAACGCGAUGGUGUCGCCGACCAAAAGCAUAUUGGUCACACCGGGUACUGCUGCAAAUCGGCGAAAGACAGUCUCGUUUGGUGACGGUGUUGUUGACAAUGAAAGAAGGCGAAACGAUGCGUUCGCGCAAUCGUCCAGAACGCCGACGAAUUUGUCCGGUAACCUAAGCAGCCAAUGGCUGUCGAGUUCUACAGACAGCAAGGGCAAGCCACGAAGCAGACUCACGCAAGCACUACUGGAUUCUCGGGACAAGUCUCCCGAUGACUCUAAGACUACUAACGGCCAACAAGUCGAUCGCAAUCCUUCCACGGACACCGCUUCUAAGGGGGCACCGCAGUCGACCAGGGAAGAUGACGAGACCGUCAAUCUCGAUGACCCACGCUCUCAGUCUGGUAAAUACUGGAAAGCCGAGUUUGACAGCUACCGUGCGAAAACGACGAACGAAAUCAAAAAGCUGAUUCAGUAUCGGUCCGCUGCCAAGAAAUUCGCUCUGAUGAAGGAAGCAGAAGCUUCGCGUCUGGCUAAGAAGCUGAAGGAGGAGGAAGUGAAGGUCGCCGAAAUGGAACGACACGUCACACAGCUCGCUUCCACAAUGGUAGCGGAAAACGCAAAGGCAGAUAGAGAGCAACUGGUUCAAGAUUUGACUAAACAGACGGCUUUAGCCCUGCAGUAUAAGCAUCGAGUCAACACCCUACGCAAGCUCCUAGAGCAGCAUGGUGUUGUCGGUACUGAGGUGGAUGAAAUCGUGGAGAAACGAGAAAGGAAUAUCCCGUCUAACGAUCCAAGCCAGGAGCUGCUUAAAACCCAGCAGGCUUUGAGUCAGGCGAAUGCCAGGAUCGAGGAGAUGAAACUCCAACAAGUCGAGUUCGACAAACUCAAGGAACUCGCACAAAGCUCAGAGCAGAAGGCCUCUGAGCUGGCCCGAGAAAAUCUCACACUGAAGCAGUCCUUGGCGAGAGUCAAGCAAGAGAUGAGCAAAUACGAAGGGCGACGCAAAGAGAAGGAAGCGAAGCUCAAGCAACGAGAGAUCAAACUCGAAGCCCGGAUUCAGGAUUAUCGCAACCGCCUGAAGACGGCUUCACAGGAACAUCGCGAAAUGGAAGAAGACCUCAGAGAGUCGUUCAAUGAAGAACGACGUCGCAUGCAGGACCAGAUUGACCUUCUCCAAUUGAAAGUAGCCGCGUUUGAGCGUGUUCCCGACAGUAAGAUCCGCAGCCGCCACUCAUACAGUCCGCACAAGGACUACACUGGGGUCCAAGUGCAUGAUUUUGGGCACACCAUCGCUCAGCGCAACGAGACCGAAGAGUCCCAGGAGGUCGAUGAACCGCCGAGUCCGAGCCCACGCUCGAAAAACCGACGCUCGCGUAAUCUACACAACCCCACCGUUGAUCUCGAUUUAAACAAGGCUGCUCAAGCCCUGAGUAUGGAGGGAAUCAAUGCUCAACUACUGCCUUACACAGACUCGCCUCUUAAACCCCCCGGCCGCCGUUCUCGCAGAGCGCCGGUCGCAGCUGCUGACCCAAUUCCGCCCUCUUCGCCCCCUGAGUUAGCACCUAUUGACGUAUCUACCGAGAUACUUGCUGAAAAGUCGAAGUACAACCACCAUGACUACCGAACGCAUCUGCCGACUCUCACUACUCUCGAUUCCCUUGCGCGCCACCUAGCCGACCGCGACGAGGGCCAACAAUAUCGUACCCAUCGUCAAAAAGUGCGCCGUGCGCCGUCAAGAUACAGCUUGGAUCCCAUAUCCGGCUUGGCAGACCUGCGUCUCACCGAACGAACGGGAAAGAGACACAGCCUGGCUGCAUUACAACGGGACAAUAUACCGGUUGAACGGAUGCUGGCUGCCCACGCACGACUCAAGCGAAAGGACCAGACUCGCAAGAGCAAAGAAGCGGGCAAGGAAUCCGUGAAGGCGUAUACAUGA
Molecule: messenger RNA, 2217 nt
Organism: Aspergillus pseudoviridinutans
Lineage: Eukaryota; Fungi; Ascomycota; Eurotiomycetes; Eurotiales; Aspergillaceae
Exons: 2
Coding region: 1-2217 (738 amino acids)
Source: RefSeq, a predicted model, not a curated record